Molecule: messenger RNA, 600 nt
Organism: Salvia hispanica
Lineage: Eukaryota; Viridiplantae; Streptophyta; Magnoliopsida; Lamiales; Lamiaceae
Source: RefSeq, a predicted model, not a curated record
AUGGUCGUUGUGGACUGCUUAUCAAAAUAUGCCCAUUUUGAUCCAUUACCGCAGCGCUUCGUUGCCUUGAGAGUGGCACGCCUAUUCAUUGACACGGUGGUGAAACAUCAUGGUUUUCCCAAGCUUUUAGUGUCGGAUCGAGAUCCGAUAUUUCUGAGCGAUGUGUGGAAGGAAAUGCUUCGUCUGAGUGGGGUUUCAUCUGCAGCUGCGGUUGAAUUGCCGGAGGAGUAUGUCGACACUCGUUCUCUGGUCCGUCCUGCUGGUAUUCUGGAGAGGCACGUUGCGCUGAAAGGAGGGCUACCGGUGGAGCAAGCUUUGGUGCAGUGGACUGGGGAGGACGACUCCCUCGCUUCUUGGGAGCCGUUGGACGUGGUUGCGACCCAUUUUCCGUCGCUCCUUGGGGACAAGGAGCCUCUUAACGGGGAGGGGGUUGAUACGGAUACGUUUGUAGACUCAUCUCAGCCUAGUUGGGGUGAUGUGGCAGAGCCGCAUGAAGCAGAAGAGCUGCUGGAAAGCAGCAAGGAGGAGUGUAAUGAGCCGAAACGUACUCUGCGGCUAAGGAAGAAGCCAGCAUGGUUCAGAGACUAUGUUUCUAUUUAG